Messenger RNA from Drosophila elegans, 10415 nucleotides. RefSeq names its product acetylcholine receptor subunit alpha-like (gene nAChRalpha3). Bases 402 to 2816 code for a protein of 804 amino acids. The record is from RefSeq and is a predicted model, not a curated record. The transcript has 10 exons. Lineage: Eukaryota; Metazoa; Arthropoda; Insecta; Diptera; Drosophilidae. Gene Ontology annotation, biological process: signal transduction; monoatomic ion transmembrane transport; nervous system process. Gene Ontology annotation, cellular component: postsynaptic membrane; synapse; neuron projection. Gene Ontology annotation, molecular function: acetylcholine-gated monoatomic cation-selective channel activity; transmembrane signaling receptor activity.
AUAUAUAUAUAUAUAUCUAUAAAUAUAUAUAUAUAUAUAGAAAGAAAUAAGUUAUAUUUACUAUGAAAUCGAGGGGCAUGGAAGCGAUACCCACAAUAAUAAUCGAUGUAAAUAAAUGCUGCCACUUCGAUGACACUGCGAAUUAAAACCGCAACUGAGAUGCAUAAAACGCACAACAGCAAUAAGAGAAAUCCACAACACAUGAAGAAGAAGUUCACGUUUCCCGCGACAGCUGCGCCUGCGCCUUGAAAAAUAUCAAAUAGGAGAAAUUGGAGCCGCCAGAAGAGCAUUAUAUAUAUAUAAAUAUAUAUAUAUAUAUAUAUAUGUAUAUAUAUAUAUAGGGCAGAUCCAGCAACGCACCACCGCAGCACAGGCCAAAAAAGCGUGCAGAGGGAAAUGAGAUGAAGUGGUUUCAAGUGACCAUAGAUAUGAUUCUUGUGCUUUCAUUUAUAUCAAGCAGCACAGCGAAUCCGGAUGCGAAGCGAUUGUACGACGAUUUGCUGAGCAACUACAACAAACUGGUCCGCCCGGUGGUCAAUGUGACAGAUGCCCUCACCGUGCGCAUCAAGCUGAAGCUAUCGCAACUGAUCGAUGUCAACCUGAAGAACCAGAUCAUGACCACCAACCUGUGGGUGGAGCAGUCCUGGUACGACUACAAGCUCAAGUGGGAGCCCAAGGAGUACGGCGGCGUCGAGAUGCUCCACGUCCCCUCCGAUCACAUCUGGCGUCCGGACAUCGUCCUCUAUAACAACGCCGACGGCAACUUCGAGGUGACGCUGGCCACGAAGGCCACGCUGAAUUACACAGGACGUGUCGAGUGGCGACCGCCGGCCAUUUACAAGAGCUCCUGCGAGAUCGACGUGGAGUACUUCCCCUUCGACGAGCAGACCUGCGUCAUGAAGUUCGGCAGUUGGACCUACGACGGCUUUCAGGUGGAUCUGCGGCACAUCGACGAGCUGAACGGCACCAACGUCGUGGAGGUGGGCGUGGAUCUGUCCGAGUUCUACACGUCCGUCGAAUGGGAUAUCCUCGAAGUUCCUGCAGUGCGGAAUGAGAAGUUCUAUACGUGCUGCGAUGAGCCAUAUCUGGACAUCACCUUCAACAUCACGAUGCGCCGCAAGACCCUCUUCUACACGGUCAACCUGAUCAUCCCCUGCAUGGGCAUCAGCUUCCUCACCAUCCUCGUGUUCUAUCUGCCAUCGGACAGUGGCGAAAAGGUCUCAUUAAGCAUAUCCAUUCUGCUGUCGCUCACUGUGUUCUUCCUGCUCCUUGCGGAAAUCAUUCCGCCCACAUCGCUGGUGGUGCCGCUGCUGGGAAAGUUCGUGCUCUUCACCAUGAUACUGGAUACCUUCAGCAUAUGUGUCACGGUCCUGGUGCUAAACAUCCACUUCCGGUCACCACAGACGCACACGAUGGCUCCUUGGGUGCGGACCGUGUUCAUCAACCAGCUGCCCCGCUUCCUGGUCAUGCGGCGUCCGCUUUAUCCGAUCAGCGAGAUGAUAAAAUCCUCGCGCCGGCUGAUGGUGCGCACCUGCAACGGACUCGAACUGAGGGAUCAAAUACCACCGCUGCCACCGCCGGUGGCCUUGUCUCGGAUGCACCACAGCCCAAAGACGACUUCGCGGAGCACCUCGCCGCACUUACAGCACCGCGUGCAGACCUACAACCUGAUGGACGAGUGUGGCAUGGGCAUGGGUGGCAUGGGGGGAGGAGGAGGCGGAGGUGCCUCCACCAUCACCGGCCAUCUGAGCUCCCUGUAUCCGCCGACCAUGUCGACGGCCAACCAGCAGACCUCGACCACAUCCUCGCUGAUCGACGCCCAGUACCACAAUCAGUACCAGCAGACGGGCGGCUCGCUGCUCGACCACCCACUCACGCCCACCAAGUUCCGCCAGAUGACCUCGACCUCCAGCCAGACGGGUCAGAAUGGGAAUGGGAAUGGCAAUGGCAAUGGAAAUGGGAAUGGGAAUGGGAACGGUGGUGCUGGCGGGGGUUAUGGAACAGGGGGAGGCGGCGGCAGCGGGGGUCACCUGUACCGCCAGCAGUCGAGCUGCUCGGCCAACUUCUCGCCGCUGCCGCAGCACGCCUACCAGGCGCACGCCUCCACCACCACCAGCGACCUCGGCAUGGCCAAUCCGAAUGUGAUAAAGUCGACGACGACGGUUAACUCGGUGGCCACCGCCUCGACGCUGGCGGACUCCUGCUGCAGCGGCACCAUCCAGAUCCACCAGGGCAUGGGCGCCGGGGUCGCCUGUCAGUCGUCGGAGCUGCUGCACCACCAGCAGAUGCACCACCACCAGCAGCAGCAGCAGUACCAGCACCACCAGCGACCCAGCACUUCAGCGGCAGCGGCGGCGGCCUCCGGCGGACCCAGCACCUCGGCAGCGGCAGCAGCGGCGGCGGCAGCGGCGGCCGCCGGAACGCCACCACCCCCACCGCCGCCGGCGGGCGUCUGUGAUAUCCUGCCCGCCUGCCAGCGCGAGGGCGGGCCGCACUGCUGCUCUGGGCGUGGCAACGUGCGCCAGCGGUGGCACACCUGCCCCGAACUCCACAAGGCCAUGGACGGGGUCACCUACAUCGCUGAUCAGACGCGCAAGGAGGAGGAGAGCACAAGAGUGAAAGAGGACUGGAAGUACGUGGCCAUGGUGCUCGACCGCCUGUUCCUGUGGAUCUUCACAAUAGCCGUGGUCGUCGGCACCGCCGGCAUUAUCCUGCAGGCUCCGACGCUCUACGACACCCGGAUGCCCAUCGACAUCAAGCUAUCGGAGAUCGCCUCGACGACGGCCAAGCCCAAUGUGGCCAGGCCAGUGUUGUAAGCGGAUCGAUAGGUCGAUAAGUUGACAGUUCGAUAAGUUGAUGAGUCGGUGGCCCGAUCGAUAUCGCAGUAUUCCGGGGAACUCACACCACACACAGUCUGAAGAAGCCAACAAAAGCAAAACACAAGUAAUGAAUGAAAUUCGCAUUUGUUUUUUCUUUAACAACAAACAAGAGAGGGGGUAAACAAAAAAUAACCACAAAACUUGUUCCAAAAACAUAACAGAAACGAGAAACGACGACGAGAAACCAAGUAACUAUAACUAUAAAAUUGUAUUUGUUGUAUACAUAAAAGGUAUAACUAACUAUAAAUAAUUUGUACACUAAUGUUUAAACAGGCAAACGAUGCUAAACAAAGCGGUUUUUUUUCUAGGCAAAGUAAAUGAACAGAGACAAAACAUAAAAAUAAAAAAAAAAAAUUAAGUAAAACCAAUUCAUAUGAAACGAAGCGCAAAAUAGUAUGCAACAGAUAAUUAAAUACGAUUUAUGGUAAUAAUUGAGAGCGAAAUUAAAUUAGUGAAAUUAAAUUAGCCUAGCCAAACAUCAAGAAUAACGAAAUAAAACAAAAAAAACAGUGUGUUUGUUGAACAAGAAAACGAGGAGAAGGAGAACAACAUUAGUUAGCUAAGCGAACCAAAAUAAAGGAACAGGAAAGAAGCCAACAAAAAAGGCAAAUAUAUAUGUAUAUGUGUGUGUACACUGAGAGAAAAGCGGGUAAAAACAAGAGAACAUUUCUGAUUUAAGAAAGCUGUAUUCUUCAAGACCCAUGUCCUUUAAAUUAUAUUCGCCUUGCCAAUGAAAUCUACUUCUGAUUAGGAAAAUAAAAGCCAUCCAAAUUAUUGAUGCAAACAUACUAACAUCCAUUUUGAGCAAUUCAUCCAUAAUUUUGAUACAUUUCUAUGAAAUGUUUAAAUCUAAAGUGACACUUUUUUUAAAAGUUAUUUAUUAGGCUUAUGAAGUUCACAUCUGUUGUUUUCCAUUCAAUUUAAUUCUUAAUAACGUUCCAAUAUUAAACUACGUUUCAGCUAACCCACAAUGUUUUUGGUAUGCUUUACAUGAAGAAUGCUUUCUUAAAUUAUGAACUAUUACGUUUAAUUUUUUUUCUCCGUGUGCAUGAGUAUGUGUGUGACUGCAAAUGAGGCAUGCAAAUUAGUGCAAAUAAACCGAGGAAAACUAAGGGGAAGAGAAUGGGGGCAAGCGCAGCACCAGACCCCCGGAAAAGCCAAAAAACCCCCCUCCACGAUUUCGCCUUGGGGCAAUUAGUUAGCACAAAGCUUUAGUUAUUAUGCCCAAGUGUACGUGGGCCUAUAUGCGUGUUGGUGCGAGCGCAUGUGUGUGCAUAGUAAAUAAUCACCAUUAGAAAUUCAAAUUCAAUUUUGGCGCUUGCACUGCCUAAUUGGCAAAAACGCGUUCAAGUUGCUCACGUUUCUUUUUGCCGCCCAAUUAACAUUUCCCACGCUCGCCACGCUCAUAAUUUAUGAUAAUUUUCAGUUGCAUAAUUCACGAAAAACGAUAAAAAAAAAAUAAACUCAAAAGUUAGUGGAGCUACCUGCAAAAUAAAAAAAAGUUUAACUCGCCUUCGCAUUUUUGCUGGUAUUAUAUGGCGAUUGCUUUAUUUGCAGCACCGUUUAUUUGCCUUACACUUUUUAUUGCUCAUAAAAUCAAAUGAUGCCUGAUUAGGGGAAGACAACAAAAAAAAAACAGAAAGGACAUUGACAGCAGGGGAAUUCCCCCUUUUUUCACACAAAAAAAAGAAAGUUUUAAAAUGCAGUUGGCCUGUCUAACAUAUUUCUGUUAGUCGAGGGAAAUUUUUACAGUCGACAGGCGACAAACUUUUCACUUCGAUUUGGCAGGACCACAAAAGGGAAAAAAAUUAAACAAAUAAACAAGUUCCUUUAAUUUAAUUAGCACAAUAAAAUCAAGCUUAUAUUUAUAAUUAAAAACUAUUUUCUAUUGCUAUUAAUGUCCUCUUCUACACAAACCAUUUUGAGUUUAAAAAGCUUAAAUAAGAUAUUGCUAGUAAUUAUGAUUUUUAUAUUAUUUAUUAUUAUAGCGCGACAAGUUUUUAGCGCUAGUCAAAGUUUAUUUCAGUCCCAAUAAUGGUCUUAUUACACCAACUGUUUUCAAACAUUAUUUAAUUUAAAUUGUUAGUUUUGUAAAAUUUGGAAUCAAUAUUAUCAUUAAAAUUGAUUUUGGAUUCUUUGUCGCCUGAUCCUGAAUUAUUGUCGAAGCCAACAAAAACAAAAACCACAAUGCGUGUGUCGUCACAAGCAAGUGUCAAUCACAGUCACCGCAAUGCAAUUGCUCCCGCCACGCCCCCUGGGUCCCCCUCCCCUCUACCCCGCCCAUAUCACACACAACACUUUUCCAGUUUUUAAUUAAAUGAAAUGCAAGCGAAGAGCUAUGGCAGACAGUGUGCCAGAGGGAGAUGGGGCGAUGAGUGAAAUGCACACAAAAUGAAAAGCCAUUAACGAAAUAUUAUAUCUGAAGAUGGCGGGAGUGGCGAUGUCAGCUGAAUCCGGUUUGGGAUAUAAAAAGAGCACAAAUUUCUGAAGCUUUUAUGCACAGAGAGAAACAAUUUAUUUAUGUUCGCGAAGAUUCAAUUUACAAAUUUAAAAAGUGUUAUUUGGAUAUUUUUUCUUACGAAUUGGGAUUUUUUAAGGGGCACGAUAAAAACAUUUUUAAUUAAGGUAUUUCAUGAAUGAUUCGCAUUUUGCAAUUCAAUAUAACUUAUUUAGGAUACAUUUUCAAUUUAAGAAUUGUUUUAAUGAUUAACAGUUUUUAAUUCUUUGUGACCAGAAAGAAAUUUCUAAUUACAAGGAACAGAAAAUUAUUCGAUUUAAUAAAAGGAUUCAUAACUGGAAUAAAAAUUUAAAUAAUAGGUUUUAUUCAAAGGAACCACAACAAUCCCUUAAAAACUCUUCAAAAGUCAUUAAAUUCCAGCUAAGUCACUAGAGCUUUUGGGUUUAGGACGCUUAGGAAGUGGUAUUUCCUUUCCGUGUAGCUUUGAUGUUAUUUAAGCGAAAGGCAUUUAAUAGGUUAUAUAAGUAAGCCUGGAAUGGGGCAGUUGGAGACCGCAAAUCAUAAUUGUUGCGGGCACACAGGACACAACAAAAACAAAUGGGGGAAAUGGGGAGUUGGGCCAAUAAGUGGGUGGUCGGUGGUCGGUGGACGGUGGACGGUGGACUUCUCCCUGAAGUCGUAACAAUGCAAACUGUGUGGCCACACACAAAAAGGACAUUAGCCCUGCUCCUUGCCAGAUCGCUUUGCCUUCUGCUUUUUGCUUUUUGCUUUUGGCUGUUGAUUUUGCUUUUGCUUAUGCUUUUCCCUUUGGCUCUCACUUUUGCUUUGUUUCAUUAUUUUUCUUCUAUUUUUUUCUUUUUUUCUUGGCCGCCAAUGAGCGAUGCGUAUCAGCAGCGAACGAAGCCAAGAAUUCGGUCUAUUUGUUUGUUUUCACUUUGACGGCCUAAAUGUAUUCACAGUGGAAAUUCCUGUGGCAGGGCAAAUUAAGUCACGACAAGGGAAGUCGGGUGGGAAAAGAAAUUAACCAGUUCAUUAACACAAUUUUUGACAUUCUUGAUAUUUUUGAUUUUGGUGCCCUGAAUUCGAAAGGCUACAAAGUUGCACAAGGGAAUAGGAGUUUUAAAAAAUAUUUUUUUUUUCUAAACCUUAAGGUAAUGUAAUUUUUUGUUAUCUUUUUUUUCGCCAACAAAGUUUGUUAUAUUUAUUGUGUAUAUUUAUCAAGGUUUAUUAAUGUUUUCCACUGUCUUCAAUUAACUGUUUUAUAAAGAUUUUUAACCGUUUUAUACCAAACUUUCCACUCCGUAGAUCAUCUCAAGACUCACUUACAAGCGACACUUAAAAUGUUAAGGGCAAAUGUAAGGUUCUUACCCUUUCAUUGCCUAUCUACAAUCUUUCCGUAUCCGGUGUGAACAUAAAAAAUGCACAUCCAGUUGAAGCAUUUAAAUCAAUGCAAGCCAACCGUUUCCUUAAAUCCCCUCCAAUGCACCUUUCAAUUCGAAUUUAAAUUUUAAAUUUUAACGAAAUAAAAAGGGAAACCAAAAAAAAAAAACUAGGAGUAUAUGGCUGAGCCGGCAAUAUCCAUCAUUGAGCAUUUCCCACUGUACCAGCAAUUUAUCUAUGUGUCUAUGUCCAUGUUCCCGAGUGUCGCGUGUCGGCCCCCAAACGCAGUGGGCAAUACAAAAGCAAUCAUAAAGUUAUAGCCCGGCUGAAACAGUCGCUACUUCGGGGCAACUUCCCCUCGACGGCCAUUUCGACUACCGUUCCCGGUUUUCGGUUCGCUUGCCAGCCAAAAACUCGAAGCAGAAACCAACUUUACACCCUUGGGCGACAUUUUCCACCGGGCAGCAGCCUUUUCCGCACCCACAAUUGGACCCACCAACACCCUAGGCCAGUACUGCUAUCUUGUCCUUUUUUUUGCGGACAGAUUUGUCCCUUUUCGCUGUUCAACUAUAGUUGAAUUUGUUCAGUAAGUUUUAAUAUUUAGUAAUUUUAAAUUGGCUUGCAUUUAAAAAUAUAUGGUUGUUUUUUACAGAUGUGGAUUAAUUCAACUAGUUGAAUUAUUCUAAAUGGUAUGACUUUUCAUGACUUUUUUAAUUUGGUUUGUUAUAUUUUCAUUUAUUAAUUUUAAAACGUUUGCGUUUAAACAUAUAUGAAACGUUUUAUUUUGUUGCCAAUAAAAUUUAAAAUAUCUUGCUGGCAUCUCUAACCCACCCACGCUUUCCCUCUCCCCCAUUUUCCCGCCCCAUAUCGUUUAAUGUGCUAUCUAUGUUUCUGCUUCUGUUUUUUGACCCACCUUUUGCCUGAAUAAGAGCGGCGAAUUUAUUGCUUGCUAAUAGGAAAACAGCCUCCCUUCGGACUUUUCCCCAGUUCUCAGCCCUACACCCUCGUCCAAAAAAAAAAAAAUAUUCUGGCUGGUCAGGAGGACAAAGUUUGUCGACAAUUUGUUGUUUUUGUAACGGGGGCGGGGGGAGGGGAAAUCACCCAGAGCAGAGGGAAAAUAUGUUUUCAACAUAAUUUCAUUCAUUAUAUUGGAAUUGUUAUUGUUGUUGGUCUGUUGGUCUGUUUGCCGAUGCUGCUGCUCAUUUUCAGCAGGCUCAUUAUCGGCCACGCCCCCAAAAAUACACAAAGACCCACACACCCACACCUUGGGCGGGCAUUUUGGCUAAUUUGAAUUUGAUUUCAUUCGGAAAGUUUGCCGUUUUUGGCAUUUGUUUCAUGGCGCUGUUUUGAUUCUUGCGACAAGUGCAAAUAAUUGUAUUCGUAAGUUGAUUAAUUGAAAACGAAUGCGAGACGGGGGAACAGUGAUUUUUAAUAAUUCAAGAACCCAGAAAAAAAUAUCUUAAAAUAACCCAAUAUUACAAAAUGGGUCUUUUCGUUCGACUCAACUAAAACAAAUUGCCUGUAAUUUUACAGAAUAUACCAAACCUUUUAACUUUCAUGGAAAAAAACACAAAAAUUAAAGGCAAGUGAUCAAAAUUCUCUAGAUAUAAUGUUUUUGCAAAAAACUCCCCGAAAGUCUUUUGUAGUCUUGGUUUUUAUCACUGCUGUAAUGAAUCUUGAAAUUUUAAAUUUUUUCUUCGAAAAUUUAAAGUAACAAAAAGGAUAUACGGAUUUUUUGCCCUUAACAAAUUGUCUUAAAAUUCGCUGAAAACAUCCUUAGCACAAUUGAAAUGAACCUCUAAGGUUUCACAGGAAUAAACAAAUACAUGUUCCAAAUAUAGGGAUUUACGAAGUCCUCUCUCGGCGCAAACAUUUCCGAGUGCGUGAGUGUGCGUGCGUGUCAUAUAUAUCACUAGUCCCUAACAAAAAAUAUGGAAAACAAACAGGCGUUAAAAUAAAAUUAACUUAUUUAAAACGUAUUUAUAUGGAAAUUGGAAACAAACAAACGAAAAAGAAACUCAAGAGACAGAGAAACAAAAGUGUAAAAAUGUUGAAAUAUUUUUUACAAAACAAAAUGGGCAAAACUAACAAUAUGCCAAGGGGUCAAGGGGUUAGACUUUGGACAUUAAUUGAACUCGACUUUUUGGGGUCGCUACCAUUUGCCACAAGACAUUGUGAGCUCCAACAGUUUAUACAUAAGCACAUAGAUAUACACAUAUAUAUAAAUAUAUAUAUAUAUAAAGAUAUUUGGGAUCGGGGGCAAAGUGGGGCCGGCGAAACUAACACUAAAAUUAUAAACGCGAAAGUCGCAUAAAGGGUGACAUUUUUUUUAGAACGUACCUUUAACAGAACGUUUAAGAAGCGUUCACCCAGAACAACUAACACUAAUUUUAAAGCAUACAUUUAAUAGUAAAAUUAACAUUAACAUUAACAUUAACAUUAACAUUAAAAUUAAACUAAAACUAACAGAAGAAAUUGAUAAGCGAUAUACACAGCAAAGAAAAAAUUAGCAAAAUUGUUUAAAAAUGAGCGAAGCAAACCAAAAACGAAUUGAUCUAACUUUUAAGAACAUAACACAAAUGGACAAAAAAGAAAAACAAAUUAAAAAAUAUAUUUAAACAAAGCAAAGAAAAAAACUAUAAAAUUAUACGAUUUACAAAGCUAAGAAAACAAAUAAUUGUAAAAAUAGAGACCACUUUUUUUUGCUCAAAGCCAGGGGUCAUCCCUCACCCUCAUUCACUUUCCCAAGAAAAAAAAAUUAAACUCAAAAAUAAAAUAUAUUUCGCGGCACGUAAAAAUUUGUUCGUCACGAAAAUAAACCUAAAAAAUCCAACACAAAACGAUUUUCUAAAAAAAAUUUGCAAGCAUUGGCCAACCCAAAACCAAAUAAUGUUUAAAAUUAAACUAAAGCCAAAACAACACUCAAGUAAAACCACAAGAAGAUAAGAAAAAAACGAAGAAAAAUUAUAAUUAAAACUUAGCUUCUAGUGAGAGAAUUUUUAAAACAAAGCGAAAAUGAAAUGAUAGAAAAAUGCCCCAGAAACCAAAAUAAGAAUCUAUGUUAACAAAUCGAGAAAAGAUAAAUAUAUAAAUGGAAUUAUAAGAUCGGCUAGCCGACACUGAAAUACCCUUGCAAUUGAUUUAAAAAGUUUGAGAUCAGUAAUGAAAAUGAACCCAUAUACAUAUAUAUUAAAACACAUAAUAAAAAUCGAACUAAAACAAUGAAGUAUUUUAUGUAUAUUUAUGUGCUUAAACAAAAAACUAGAAAAUCUAGGUUUAAUAAUUAACACCUAAUUUCAUUUAAAGAGUUUUGUUUCUCUUAAUCUGGUUUAAUGUGUUUUUUAACAAUGCUUAAAAAAGAAAUAUUGAAUAUAUUUUAAACUAAUUUCAGACUGGUAUUAAAACCCUUUCGGUUUUUAAUAAUUAACUUAAUUGCAUACAAUUUACAAUUCUUUUUUCUAAAAUUAGGAUCGAUUUUUAUUCAAUUUGUAGAACAUGAAAACAUAUAAGUUUUGGAAGAAAUUUGUUAAUUAUAUUUCAUGAAACAUGAUUCCUUUUUAAGGCAAAAUAUAAAAAUACGAUUGCAAGGAUAUCGAGUAAAAAGUUUCUAAACAAGAAAUGCAAAAACUAAAACCAAAUGAGAAACAGAAAUUCAACUAGAGAAUUCUUUUCAAAUAUCAAAUAAAGCAAGAAAAUAA